AAUUCUGCCUUUUUCUCACUGUAUCAACAACCGGAGCUUGAGCUAUAUAUAUUUGUAGUUUUUACUCUCUACAUUGUUGUUACAAUUAUCAGUCUUCUUCUUCUUCUUCUUCCCAUCAUCCCACUCUGAUUGAUAUAGAUAUCGAAUCGAUAGGAUGGCAGCCAACGAUGUGCCUUGCUGCGAAUCGAUGUUCUGGGUGUAUCUAGUUGUAUGCGUGGUUCUUGUACUAUUUGCUGGCUUAAUGUCUGGCCUUACACUAGGACUCAUGUCCCUCAGUCUUGUUGAUCUUGAGGUUGUCAUCAAGGCUGGUGAACCACAAGAUAGGAAGAAUGCAGAGAAAAUUCUACCAAUCGUUAAGAAUCAGCACCUACUCUUAUGCACUCUCCUUAUAGGCAAUGCCCUAGCGAUGGAGGCUCUUCCGAUCUUCCUCGAUUCUCUUCUAUCAGAGUGGUGCUCAAUAUUAAUAUCAGUUACUCUUAUACUGGCGUUUGGUGAGAUCAUUCCUCAAGCUGUAUGUUCUCGGUAUGGGCUGAGUGUCGGAGCCAAACUCUCAGUUUUAGUUCGGUUCAUUGUCAUAGUCCUCUUCCCUGUUGCUUAUCCGAUUAGUAAGCUCCUGGAUUUGCUGUUAGGGAAAAGACAUUCUGCACUUCUUCGGCGAGCUGAGCUGAAAACACUGGUAGACAUGCUUGGAAAUGAGGCAGGGAAAGGUGGAGAACUAACCCAUCAUGAAACAACCAUUAUCUCGGGAGCCCUGGAUAUGACACAAAAAACAGCUAAAGAUGCGAUGACACCCCUAUGUGACAUAUUUUCGCUUGACAUAAAUUCUAAACUCAACGAGAAAACAAUGGGGCUAAUCAUAAGCAAAGGGCAUAGUCGUGUACCUAUCUUUUCAGGGAGCCCAACAAACAUCAUUGGCCUUAUACUGGUAAAAAAUUUGAUCAUGUGCCGUCCUGAAGAUGAAACCCCGAUUAGGAAUCUUACAAUUAGAAGCAUUCCCAGGGUUCAUGAUCGUUUACCUCUCUACGAUAUAUUGAAUUUAUUCCAGGAAGGCCACAGUCACAUGGCUGUUGUGGUUAAGUGCAAGAGUGACACAAAUGAUACUGCAGAAACUGCAAAAUCGAGAAGUCACUCCAAUUUUAAAAGGAUAAAGACAAAGGUGAAAGGUAUUGAUCAGCAUCAUCAAUAUGAUGGAAAUGAGGAACUUAGUAUACCGUCAAGCCCACCCUCUGCAAAUUCUACCAUCAUUGAUAUCCGAAGUCCAUCCAAAAACAUGGAGCUAGGCAGUAAAAUCCGUCAACGAAUGAAGAAAUGGGAACAAGCAACCCUCUCUAAUGAAGAUUUGAAAUCAUUUUCAUGUUUAGACGAGGAGGUUCUUGGUAUCAUUACCCUGGAGGAUGUCAUGGAAGAACUGCUGCAGGAGGAAAUUUUUGAUGAAACUGAUGCGUAUGUUGAUGUUCAUAACAAAAUUACAAUCAACAUGCAACCAUCAGGAAGAUCACCAUUAAGAUCACCCAGACCAGCAACAGCCUCUCAAAUUCACUGGAGAAGCCCCAUUUCUUCCUCUCAUGGAAGUCCACUUUCUUCAUUGCCCCAUUCUCCACCAUUUCGUACACCAAUUUCACCCUAUAUUCAGUCACCACUCUCCGGGCCAGCUCUCUGUUCUUCACCUGGAAAACAAAUGCCAAACUCUCCGUUAAGAUUUUCAAGCGUCGCCCAAUACUCUCCAUCUCAAUAUCAGGUAUCCAGAAAAUCUUACGAGAGAUUGAGACAUGGUUCUUAGGUUUCAACGAUAGAGUUUUCUCGAAAUAAAUGAGCAAAUGUUUAUGGCAUAUGCGGAUUUUAUUAAAAUAGUAUUAUAUCAUAUGUAAAACCUCCUGUGAUGUUGGAUUAAAUUAAUGCGGAAAUGUAUUUAAAUUUAUCAAUAUGGUGAAAUUAUUUAUCUUUUGACUUUCUUUUUAAA
Molecule: messenger RNA, 1960 nt
Organism: Gossypium raimondii (Peruvian cotton)
Lineage: Eukaryota; Viridiplantae; Streptophyta; Magnoliopsida; Malvales; Malvaceae
Product: DUF21 domain-containing protein At5g52790
Exons: 11
Coding region: 155-1780 (541 amino acids)
Biological process (GO): magnesium ion homeostasis
Cellular component (GO): intracellular membrane-bounded organelle
Source: RefSeq, a predicted model, not a curated record